AUGUCAUUAAUAAAUGAUGAAUCAAAAAUGAUUCCAAUAUCAAUUCAAAGAUCAUCAACAUUGGAAAAUGAUUUAAAACAAAAUUCUAUUAAUCUAAUAGUAAAUGAAUCGUAUGAUGAAAAUGAUUCCGAAUAUGAAGAUGUGGAAAGUGAAGAAGAAUCUAAUGAAAUAAAAAAAAUAUCCGUAUUAACGUCUAUUUCAAAUAAAGAUUCUUCUAAAACAUUUAUGGAUGAAGAUGAAUUACAUCUAAAGGUUAAACCUCGACGUCUAAAUAGAAAACGACAAGAAGACGAACAUUCAGAAGGUUAUGAAGAUGAUAAUGAUAAUCAAAAUGUACCGAAUAUCGUUCGUGAUAUGAAAAAAUCUGAUAAAAAUAAGGAAAUACUCGAUGAUGAUAAUAAUACUCAAAGUCCGGCUUAUAUUCCACGUAAAGGAGAAUUUUAUGAACAUGAUGAUCGAACAUUGGAUGAAAAAGAUCGAUCAAAACAAGAAAUAUCAAAAAAUGAUAAUCGAUUAUACAGAGAUUCAGAUGCUAAAUGGCAACAUGAUCUGUAUUUUCGAGAUGAAAAAUUAUUAAAAUUUCAAUCUUCAUCAUAUAAACAAGAUCGUAAUCAUUUCGAACAUAGUAAUAAUGAUGAUCGAGAACAACUUCAUUUAAAUGAUUACAUAUCUCGAGCUCAAAAAGGACAUAGUGGUUAUAAUCAACAACGAUUUUAUAAUGAUUAUCGUCAACGAGUACCACAAAAAAAUUUUAAUCAUUCAUAUAAUAUUCGAAAGGAUGAUUUCGAUGUUAAAGAUUAUGGUCCCUCAUUAUCAAAUAAUCAUAAUGGUGCUUCUAAUAGAAAUAUAAAUACUUAUGAAAAACCACAAACAACAUUUCGUCAACAACAACAACAACAACAACAACAGAAUAAUUAUAAUCCAUAUAAAAUUGAUGAACGAAUAUUUCAUCGUCGAAGAAAUUUUACGAAUAGCCAAAUUCAACAACAAGAUAAUGUAUCAAAACUUCAUAAUAAUAAUAAUAAUAAUCCUAAUCGAAAUAUUCCAAGACGAUUCGAUGAAAAAUCUAAUGAAAAUAAUCAAUUCAAGAAAAACUAUGAAUAUUUUAAUAAAAGUGGAAAAAAUCAACAUGAAAGUCAAAAUUUAAAAAGAUUUGAGUUCUAUGAAAAUAAGAAUAAUUUACCACCUCGUCUUCAAGUAAUUUAUAAUAAACGAGAUCUAAUCCAAAAACAACAAUAUCAACAAAAUCCAACUUCAAAUAUUUCAACUGAUAUAUCGAAUAUUGAACGUCCUAAACGAUAUUCAAACAUGCGUAAUACUAUGACAAAUUCAAUUGAACAACAACAACAAAUGCUAUCAUCAAAAAUACAACAUUAUCAAGAUCAACGUUCUAAUAAUAUUGAACUAAAUGAUUGGCCACAAGCACCACCACCUCCAACAUCAUAUCUUCCUCAACAAAACACAACAUCUCAAAUAUUUUACCAACAACAACAUGCACAACACAUUCCAAGAAACUAUUCACCAGCAUCUAUUUCACAGAAGGAUGAAAAAAAUGAAAUUCUUGCAAUUAGUGGUUGGUUAGUUUUUGAAUGGUUUGAUUAUAAUUUACGAUGGAAACCAGAAGAUUAUGGAGGUAUUCAAUCAAUUCGUCUACCAAGUACACGUGUAUGGACGCCAGAUGUUGUUCUUUACAAUAGUGCAAGUGAAAAUUUCGAAGGUACAAUGAAAACAAAUUUAGUUGUACAAUCUAAUGGUACCAUAUUAUUUGUUCCACCUGGUGUUAAUUUGACUACUAAUAGUGAUACAGGUCAAUUAGAUGCAUAUGUUAAAAAUGCUGAAUGGGAUUUAGAAGCUUUUAUUGCAAUACGAAAAGCAUUCGUCUAUGAAUGUUGCCCAACUGUAUAUCCAUUUGUUCUUUUUACUAUUCAAAUACGUCGACGUACACUUUAUUAUGUAGUGAAUGUUGUUGUACCCUGUGUUCUCAUUAGUUUUAUGAUUGUACUUGGCUUUCUUCUUCCGCCGGACAGUGGUGAAAAACUAACAUUACAAAUAACCAUACUUCUUUCGAUUGUCAUGUUCAGUUUAUUAAUCUCAGGCAUUAUACCUGCAAGUUCAACAGCAUUACCAACAAUUGUUAUGUAUUUUGCAACUGUUAUGUGUUUGUGUACAAUGUCAGUAAUUGCUACUGUUUUCGUACUUGUACUACAUCAUCGUAAUGCUAAAAGUCAUACAAUGCCUAUGUGGGUUAAAAUAUAUGUUAAUCAAUAUCUUGCAUGGUUUUUAUGUAUGAGUCGCCCAGAACAUGAUUUAAGUUGGCGAGCAAUCCGUUCUCAUCAUCAGCGUACAAUGGGACGACAAAAUAGUAUAACAAGUGAUCAAAGAUGUGCAGCAACACCAUUAUUAGCUAAUUCAUCAAAAUCUUUAUUAGCUAACGUAACUGGUAGCGAAGAUCAAACAUAUAUUAAUACAAGUAAUACAUUACCAACUAAUGUCACAAAUCAUAUUGUUCCACGUCAACAACCUAAAUGUAAAAAUCCUCAUCAUCAUCAUGAUCCAAAUGAAAUAUUACUACCACGUGAUAUGCGUGUAUUUCGUUCUGAAAUGCGUGCAAUUAUAUCUGAACUUCGAAUACUUACAGAUCAUGUUAAAAAAGAAGAAGAUGAAGAUGAUAUAUCACAAGAUUGGAAAUUUUCAGCUAUGGUUCUUGAUCGUUUAUGUCUUAUUGUAUUUACUAUAUUGACAACAUUGUUAAGUUAUGCAACACUUUUUUCUGCAAAAAAUUUUUUCAAACUUAGAUAA
Molecule: messenger RNA, 2799 nt
Organism: Rotaria sp. Silwood1
Lineage: Eukaryota; Metazoa; Rotifera; Eurotatoria; Philodinida; Philodinidae
Source: the annotation of a GenBank genome assembly